Messenger RNA from Penicillium salamii, 1614 nucleotides. Lineage: Eukaryota; Fungi; Ascomycota; Eurotiomycetes; Eurotiales; Aspergillaceae. The record is from the annotation of a GenBank genome assembly.
AUGUCGCCCGCAGAGACUUCUCCUCUGCUGCCCCAGCAUCAGGACCCGACGAAUACGUCACCACGGGCGAACCGACAACCGCGAUCGGUAUCGUUCAAUCCCCUCACGCAAAUUAGCACCUACGGCGGCACAACAGCUGCCUCCGAUCCUACGUUCCGGCCUUUGCAAGCGGCCUCACCUCCCGUGCAAAAUGUCAAUGCCCAGGGCCAGCGCCCGGGCAGCCAGCCCAUGCUCUCGGCACUGAACAGCAAACUUCGCCGUCGCAAUAGCCAUGGAGCCCCCUUUAACAAUCUGUCGAACCCUGCACACCCAGCGGCCAAAAUUGGACCGCAGCGAACAACCAAGAAAGCGCAAAAGCUGAAAUUGCUGCCGGAUCCGGUGACGGAAGAGGAGGAAGGGUCUGAUGGAGAUUUCCCUCGGGAUGUCUAUUCACAAAUUACCAGAAUCAAGGAUCCUGCGGCAAGAAGUCACGCUGCAAGACUUGGCAAGGCUGACCGUGAUCGCAUACCUCGAGUGACGGCUUACUGCACAGCCAAUUCUUAUCGCCUCGAAGGCGUUAUCAAAUUCCUGAAAUCACGGAGCAAGACUCGUGGAGCCAAUCCCAAACUCUAUGACGAAUGUGUUUACUCGACUUUUGAUUACCAGUAUGAAGAGAAGCAUAAUGGUGUCCGAUUCUUCCAAGACCCCAGCGGUAAUGGGCAUCACGAAAGGAGACCCAGUGAGAGACGCUACUCGGAUAGCGUAGUUGAGGUGGAAGACAAUAAAAAGAGCCGCAGGGACGACUUGAUUGAUCUGCACGAGGAGGCUGGACACUCACUCGAUCAUACCGAGCAGGCAGUUGUGCAAUCCACCCCCGACAUUGACACCACAAUCCACACACCCGAGGUGUUCCUCUUUGACUAUGGAACUGUUGUAAUAUGGGGCAUGUCACCGGCACAGGAAUCAAGGUUCUUAUCCGACAUUUCGAAAUUUGCAACCUCAAUCCUCAGUCCCGAUGACACGCAGAUCGAAAACUUCAAUUUCUACUAUGCGCGCGAGUACCAGGCCCGCAUAUAUAACGACUUCAUCUCACUGCGCGACCCUCGCAACCAUAUGAUCAAGCUGGCGAUUUCUCAUGCGCUGGCUCAGUCUGUGAAGACCUCGCUCUUCGAAGAUCUUGUCUCUGAGACCAUCACCGAUACUGCGCCGCUACCUGCUCAAAUUGCGCAGACGGGUAGUGUCAACCUCACUCGCCGACAAAUCAACAUGCAAAUUGGAGAGCUCUUCAUUCUGCGCAUCAACAUCCAUCUGCAGGGAUCUGUCCUUGAUAGUCCGGAACUCUUCUGGGCAGAGCCACAGUUGGAACCUGUCUACCAGGCCGUCCGAAGCUAUUUAGAAAUGGACCAGCGCGUCAGUCUGUUGACAGAGCGACUGGAUGUAAUUGCUGAUCUUCUCGCGGUUCUGAAAGACCAAUUGACCCAUCGCCAUGGUGAAUAUCUUGAGUGGAUUGGUAAGUCUCCUCGUUUCAAGAUGAAAAUCAAACUAACCAACAUCACAGUCAUUGUCCUUAUUGCCGCAGAGAUUCUCGUGGCCGCCAUCAAUAUCGUUGUCGAUCUCUACGCUGGAGUGGACUAG